UCAAACUUCUGCGACCGACUGGAAGUCAGGAACCAACUUCGCUAACUGGCAGGUUUUGAGCCUUGCGCUGGCAAUGGGGGACAUGAAGACCCCAGACUUUGACGACUUGCUGGCAGCUUUUGACAUUCCCGACAUCGAUGCCAAAGAGGCGAUUCAGUCCAGCCCGGAUGAGGAGAGCCGGGACGAGGUGAGGACGAAUGCAGGCGAGGGACGAAGUGGAUCUCCUUCGUGCUUCUCUGGACCCCCUGCUUCUCAGAGCGACCCUCCUGCUGUCAGCGUUAUUGUGAAGAACACGGUGCGUUCAGAGUCUUUUGAAGAGGAAGACAAGUCUGUCAGGGGUAAAACGGACAAUUCUUCUAGAAGCGACUCAGCCUCUCACGACUUCAGCUCACAGCUGAGUCCCAAACUGUCCACUGAAGCUUCCGCAGAGCCUCAGAUUUCAAACGGUUUUGAGGAGUCAAAAUCCAACAUCAAGCCCUGGUCCCAGUCUUCAUCUCUGAAGUCCUCACUGAGUGAGACCGAGGGCGAUAAAGGAGCCGAACCUGGAUCAGUUCAGCACACAGCAGAUGUGAUAAACAGCUUAAAGCCCCUCCUUUACCCCCAGCCUUCCAUCACUGCUCCCCCCACCUCCUCGCCUCCUCCCUUGCUCAGCCCUCACCUGUCCCCUCCUUCCAACUCACUACCCCCCCUUUUACCACAAAAUGGCAGCACGAAACCUGGAAUCAAGCACAUAAUGCAGACGGAUGAUGACGACUCUGAACCCGACUUGGGAAGUCCGCUAGUCAUCCAGGAGAGUCCAGAGCCUGCAAGGUCCUCUCCGCCUAAGUUUAAACGCAGAGCUAAAUUACCUCCGGAUCUUCUUGGGUCUCCUGAAACUAGUCCUGCUCAGACACCCACUAAACCCCAACACGAGGAGGACGGGAUCAAGCCUGGCUCUCCUCCUUCUCCUCCUCAGCUUCAGAGCAUCCAGGACAGCCUCCCCACCCUGAGCUCCACAUCGAUCCACGAGGAGAAAUAUCCCGAGCAUGUGAUCGAUGAAAGAGACUCGCCCGAGAGCCCGCCGCCCAGCGAGACGGGCCUGGUCAUCCCCAACAGAAGCAGCAGCCCAGCUCCGGAUGUGAACCACAAUGAUCUCCAUAACCAGGAGGAGCCAGCAGACACAGAGGAGCUGAAGGAAAAGGUGGCGGCAGAUGGGGAGAAGUUAAGCAAGGAUGCUGCAUCUGCUAGUGUUUCAGAAUCAGUUUCACCUCCACUGCGACCCCUCAAAGUCAAAAUCAAAAUGCCUACAGGCAGCAUGGCGAAGACUGUGACCGGCGCAGCGCCUAAAAGAACCAGAAGAGCUGCUAGAAAGAGCGCGUUAAGUUCAAAACCUGCAUCAGAACGUCACAACACCAGAUCCAAACUGGUACAGUCGUCUGCAGCGAAGAUGCUCCAGGAUGCUGCGUCGAAAACCAACAAACCAAAAGUUUCCGCCACCGCAGUGAGCAUCACGAAAACCGCAGCGCUGCCCUCCGUCUCGUCUUCCAGGUUGACUCCGGGCGCGAUCAACCUCCGCAGCCUCGGCCAGAAAACCAUCCACGGCGGGAUGGCGCUGCCGACACCUUUGCCUCUGCUGCCUCCUCAGGCCAGCAGCCGGCCGGCCUCCAUAGUGAACAGCACCGGGGCGAUCAUAUCCAAGAGCCAGACCAACCUGGUAGAAGCCUUCAACAAGAUCCUCAACAACAAGAACCUGCUGCCCUGCUACAAACCAGAUCUGAGUGCUCCUCUGCCAGCGGAGUGGGGCCUCUCGCUUCCUGUACAGGGUUUCCGCUGUCUGGAGUGUGGCGAUGCCUUCGCCCUGGAGCAGAGUCUGGCGCAGCACUACGACCGGCGCUCGCUGAGGAUCGAGGUGACCUGCAACCACUGCGCCAAACGUCUGGCCUUCUUCAACAAGUGCAGCCUGCUGUUGCACGCCAGAGAGCACAAGGAGAAAGGCCUGAUCAUGCAGUGUUCACACCUGGUCAUGAAACCGGUACCUGUGGAGCAGAUGGUGGGCCAGCAGGAGCAUGUGGCAUCCGGUAAGGCCACGCCAAAGCCAACACUACAAAACAAGAAAGCAGAAGCAGCUCACGGCGCGAGUCAUAAAUGUCCUGAGUGUCUGACUCCGUUCGGCAGCAAGGAAGAGGUGGCCGAGCAUUUCCAGGAAAUCAAACCGGCACACAGCACUCCGUGCACGGACUGUUCUCCUCCCAUGCUGCUGCCCAACGGCUGCAGUUCAGCGGCUCACCGGCGAAUCCACCAGAGCAGCCCACCGCACGUCUGCCCGGAAUGCGGAGAGACGGCCAAGCAGACGCUGCUUCGAACACAUCUGGAAGAGACCUGCUUGCACUUUUCCCGCCGCAUUGGUUACAGAUGUUCCAGCUGCCUGGUGGUGUUUGGAGGCCUGAACUCGGUCAAGUCUCACAUGCAGCAGGCUCACUGUGACAUGUUCCACAAGUGCCCCAGCUGUCCGAUGGCCUUCAAAUCUGCACCCAGCAUCCAGAGCCACAUCUCUGCCCAGCACCCGACGCUAGCUCAAGGACAGCCAAUGCUGAUCUAUAAAUGUGUCACGUGCGACACCGUUUUCACGCAGAAGCCUCUGCUGCACACCCACUUCGACACGCAUUUGACCAAUCAGAAGGUGCAUGUGUUUAAAUGUCCGGAGUGCACAAAGCUGUUUUCUCAGAGGAAUUCCCUCCUGGACCAUUUCAAGACCCACAAGGCCUCCUCAGUGAAAGAGCCGCCGCCUUCGUCUCCGCCCGCCUCCUCCAGCUCGCGGCCUUCGGAGAGCUCGGACGGAGAAGAACUGACGCACGAAGAUGAGAAAGUGAAGACGGAGAAGAUAAAGCGUCCGUCGUCGUGGAACUGUCUGUCGUGCCACACGCGUUACACGGACCAGGAGGACUACAUCGCUCACAUGAGGGAACAGCACGGCAAGAAGCUGAAGAAGUUUCCCUGUAAUAAAUGUGAGAACUCCUUCACCACCCCCUCCAACCUGACACGUCACAUCAGAGAUAAGCACAAAGCCGCCAGUCAAGGCCUCCAGUGCCAGUUUUGCACUGACGGGGAGAAAACCUUCAGCAGCAGAGUGAUGUUGGAAAGACACGUCCUGCUGAUGCACAUCAUGAACCCGGACACGUCGAUGGAAGGUGGAGACGAGGCCGACAGCUCAUCGGAACCAGACGGCGGUUCGGUGGCUCGCCGGAGACGGAGAGGAGCCGUGAAAACCGAGCUGGACGAAGAGUCCGCAGACGGCACGAGUACGGUGAAGAAGCCGCGGCUCGAGACCGCGCCUGAGUCUGGGCUUCGCUGUGCGCCCUGCGGCUUCACCACCGAGGACCAGGCCACGUUCCUGGAGCACAUCAGCCAGCACAGGCGAGCAGGCUCGGAGGGCGGCGGCCUGCAGUGCCUGCAGUGCGGCGCCUGUUUCACAUCCACCUCUUCCCUGUCGCGCCAUCGCUUCAUCACCCACAAAGUGAAAGAUGCCUUCACCGACGGCCAGCAAGCCCCCGGCCUGCACCCGGCGCCCUCCCCGGCCAAGAGCAGGAGCCACGAGGACAGGAGCUCCCUGAACGGGUCGGCACCGGCGUCGCCCUCCGGCCAGCCUGAAGACGAGGGAGCGCUGGCCUGUAAGGUGUGUGGUAAACACUUUGAAAAGGCCGCAGAUCUGAACACACACUUCAGAACUCACGGGAUGGCUUUUAUCAACGCACGCAACGCAGGAAAAACUAUCUAAGGUGGCGAAAAAAAGGGAAAAUCAGUGUCUGGAGGUGAUCAAAGUGCCUUUUUAUUACUAAACUCUCACUAACGUGGGAGUUUGUCACCUCUGCACUGAUUUAACCAAAGAGUUUGUCUUUUGAAUACACUGUAAAACAGUCAAAUGUGAUUUUAGGGCUGCAACUAGCCGUUAUUUUCAAUUCGUCUGUUGUUUAUUUUCUCGGUUAUUCAAUUACUUGUUGAAAAUGUGAGAACAUUUGUCAAAUAACAUCUUUUAAAUGUCUUUGUUCAGCUUCCUUUCAUUGAGGAAGAACGCAACGAGGAAAUAUUCACAUUUAAGAAGCUGCAAUCAGAGAAUUUAGACAUUUUAUUCUUUUAAAAACUAAUCGAUUAAUCCUUGAAAUUCUAAGAUGCUUCUCACUGUUUUGGACGAGCCUUAACCUUCUUACACUCAGGAUCUAAAGUUGCGUUAGCGCUCAGUAACGAUGAGAUCGGAGCUACUUCCUUGACUUCCACGUGCCUGCAGAGUACCGUAAACGUUGCAAUAAUCCAAUCCUGCUGCGAUCGAGACUUCCGUUUGGAUGAAUGUUGAUGAACAGCUAUGGAAUGUGUCUGUUUUGAUUUCAAUGUUUUCACUCUGCUGAGGAGAUUCUCAAACGGUAAUCUGGUUGUUUUAGUGAAAAAGUCCCUGUUUUUCAAGUUUUGUCUGGUUAUAUGUUGACUCGGGUACUUUUAAGUAAGUUUUAACUUAUUGCCUGCCAUUUUCCAAAGCAUUCAGCAGGCUGCAGAACAAAUGACGCAACUGUCCGUUGGGUAAGUUCAGCAGCUGCUCUUACCACUUCUUUGCACCUUAAGCUUCUUGUUCUUGUUUAUCCGUUGCAGUCUGCCUUGUGAAAUGAGCUGUUUUCACAUUUAAAAGUCUGGAGUUUAAAAUGACUAAUAUCAAUGUGACUACAAGUUCAUUUACUUUCAUCUAAAGCAACCUACACCUGAGAGUAGAUGCACAUUGUAGAGCCAUGCAAGGUGCCUGCCUGAGAUUGGGAGGAACUUCAGGUUUGGCGUCUUGCCCUUCGACUGUGGAGGGAUCGAACCUGCAACCUUGUGAUUACAGGACAACCCACUCUAGUUGCUCUGUGGCUGUUUGGCGCCGCUCACGAGGAUUCCUGUCGGAUCAGCAACAACUCAGAGCUUCAUUUAAGGUCAAAAUUCACACCACUUUUCAGAUUGUUUGUGUGUCUAGACACCCUGAUGGACCUGUGAUGAAGUCUGGAUCCAGACUUUUUCUGGGAUCUCGAUCAGGCCCGACUCUGAAACCAAAACGAGCCAUUUGAACGCAAUAGUUUUCAACUGCAUUUGCCUUCUCUGGCUUCACCUCCAAUCUGGCACGGGCUGACUGCUCUGGAACUUGAGUCAGUAUAGAGUUCCUCAUCUCUGUCUCUCUUUGUUUGGCCUCCUCUCCUUGCUGACUAUUAGAUUCCCCGUGUUUUGCCUGCAGCUGUGCCAUCCUUUGCCGCCUCUAGUUUGUCGUCUGCCAUUGUUUAUUACAGUAGUAGAGACCUAGAAGAAGAAACGGCAUGAGAUAGUAAAAAUGCACUCCUGCAAGUGACCAGGCCCUGGACCAACCACCAUCUUGGGGUAACUUUAGCUAGAUGGUUUUCCAUCUGGUUCCAGUAAAAUAACACGUCUGGAAAGCAAACCUUCUCUGCCUCCUGCUUGCUGCAGCUUCGAGCGAAUAUAAUUUCAUUAAUUAAGAUAUCUAGAAUUCCGUUCUGACUGGUUCCUGUUUAAUAUCCCUACGUCAGUCUGACUCGUUUAAACUUAAUCGAAGGUACCUGGAAACGUCAUUUUGGUAUGAGACCAGAUGUAGUUGAACAUUCUGGUAUUUUUGGCCUUUGACGUUGUUUUGAAACAUGCUAAGCCUCCUUCUGACGUACUACGUAGUGGGUAAUAUGUAUUUAAGGUUGACACCGCAGCAGUUGGCUUCUGUACAUGAAAAUGAAUCUACUUGCCCAAGAUGGGUUAAAUUUCUUGUCACGUUCACCCUGACGUUGAUUCACCACUGGGAGACGGACACAAUGAGGCAGUUUUGUUCCUAAAUUCCUAUAUUUUUGUCAGAUUCCUGUUCAGUUGCCUCACUCGGACGUCUGCUCCACUAAGAAAUAUAAUUUUGCAUAAAUCCCAUCACGUCACGCGUCUUCACUGCCAGGUGUUUGAUGGUGGUGUGUCUGUCCAUCCUUGUAAAUGUUGUUGUCAUUGAUAACCAGUCUCAGGAAUAUUCAAGCAUCUGCAGAUUGAUUUUUUUUAAUUGACAUGAAUGCGGACCAGCGGCUCUCUGAAAUCACUUCCAUACAAACUGCUUUGGAAAAUGGUGCGCAAUAAUGUAACGUUUUAGACACUCUAUAUGGGGUGAAACUUUCAGAAAUUAGUGAAAUUUUAAAUAUGAAGUACUGUAUUUACAGAUUUAUUCCAUCUCAGCGAGCAAGAGAUUUACAAAAAGUAUGAAUUUUGUUUUUUGUUUUUUUUGUGUUUCGCUUUAGGAGAUGACUGUAAACAAAAGAUCAGCGUGUAUUUAUUAUGUCUGUUCCUUAUGUUUUCCUGAGAACGCAAGAGUUGCUAAACAGUGAGCUUCUUUGGCGUUUGACACUGCCCACAAACUUAAAACCAUUGUUCUACAGAGCUGAGUACAGUUAUAUGUUCACAUGUUUCCGUAUGUGGACAGGGAUCAGGUUAUAUUGUUAUUAUUAUUAUUAUUAUUAUUAUUAUUAUAUCCCUGUGCAAUGCCAUUUAAAUGUGAAAGAUUUUAAGUUGUGUCACUUCUCAAUUACCUGCAAACUGAACAGAAGAGUUUUUCCUUAUGUAAACAAUCAAAAACAAAUACUUUAGACAGACAAUGUUCAAAAUUAACUGCACUAACAUGGUUAUAAAAGAAGUUGUGAACAGCAGAACUUCCUCAGUUUUGGACCGAUGGACUGGGUCUAUCUAUACGUCUACAUCAUGGCUCCACGUGGAAAAGAAUCUAACGGAAAAAUCUGAUUGCAAAACUUAACAAAGACGGAAAAGGAUGCAGGAAGAUCAACUGAAAAUCAGUGAAGCACUGUCGCGGAGUCAUAGUAACACUGAUCAGGGCUGCAGUGGUCGUCCUCCUACAAUGACUCCACAGACAGUCAACUACUUUCACAAUCCAGCUGUGAAAAACAGACAAAGGCAGCUGCUUGAGACUUGGCACAGGGGUUAUCAGUGGAAACCAGAGUUUCUCAGAGAACACUUCAGAACAUCUGUGAAUGGAGGCCAAAAAAAAACAUUUCUUCCUCAUCAGCACUAAACAGAAGCCUGGUGAAUGUUGGAGAACAUUCUUUGGUCAGAUAAGACCUAAAUAAAUGUGUUGGGCUCAGAUGGAGUCCAGAU
Molecule: messenger RNA, 7140 nt
Organism: Stegastes partitus (bicolor damselfish)
Lineage: Eukaryota; Metazoa; Chordata; Actinopteri; Pomacentridae
Gene: znf687a
Product: zinc finger protein 687a
Exons: 11
Coding region: 74-3754 (1226 amino acids)
Source: RefSeq, a predicted model, not a curated record